AUGCUACAGCUGACCGACUUGCGAUUGUCCGAUUACGCUCGACUUGUCAUUGGCGCAACUUGUCUAUGCGUAACAGCCUUGAUUUCUCAUACCUACCUUUCUACUAGUAGCACUAAGAGCAGCCUUUCCCGUCCUCCAUCCCCUCUCACGUGGAGACUUCGCGGCCAUCUCAUACCUCCUCGCAACGGAUUUCUUACCGUAGCGUCAUGGAUUGAAGAGUAUGGCCCUCUCAUUACCCUACGCACAGGAAUCGAGAAGUACAUUGUUAUUGGUCGAUAUAAAGCUGCAGCUGAAAUUAUGGAGAAACAAGGCGCAUCGCUGGUCGAUCGUCCUCGUUUCAUUGCUGCCGGAGAGUUGCUCUGCGGGGGAAUGGUUAUUCUCUUUGUUCCCGCUGGCGAGAGAGCGAUACACACUCAUCUCCAGCCAAAAGCAGCUGAGGCAUAUCAGCCGCUCCAGACCUCAUACGCAAAGGGCACUGUCAUUGACAUUCUUAAUGAUCCACACAAUUUCCAGGAUCAUGCGCGAACUUACGCAGCAGCAACGAGCAUGAGAAUUGCAUAUGGAAAGACCACGCCUACAUCUGCGACAGAUCCUGAAGUGAAAAGGGUCAUUGAGUUUGCCGAUAAAUUCCGCGCUGCAUUGCACCCUGGCGCGUACCUUGUAGAUUCAAUUCCGUGGCUGAAAUAUCUUCCUUGGUAUGCGCGAGAGCUGCGUGACAGCUGUCGAGAUUCGCGGAAGCUCUUCAUAGAGCAACUUGGUCGUCUCAAACAGGAGUUACAGGGAGGUGGUGAAGUUAGUCCUUCGCUCGGAAGAUAUCUUUUGGAAAAGAACAUUUUUAACGCAAUGCCUGAGCUGGAGAUAGCUUACCUUGCUGGUACUGUCUUUGCAGCUGGAUCCGACACGACUACUCUCGCCAUAUGCACAGUACUAAUGGCAGCUGCUUGUUUCCCUGAGGAACAACGUAAAGUUCAUGAAGAGCUGGACGCGGUCAUCGGGACCGACAGAGCACCCGCAUUCACUGACAAGAAAUCACUUCCUCGCCUUCAUGCCUUCAUUUCGGAGGCCCUGCGAUGGAGGCCGUUGAUACCUAUGGGUAUACAACACCGCACGACACAGGUAGUUGUUUUUGAAGAUUAUCGUAUUCCAGCCGGGACAACAGUAUUUGGCAAUCACUGGGCCAUCUCUCGCGAUCCAGACGUCUUCCCAGACCCUAACGCAUUCAAGCCUGAUCGUUGGCUUGAUACCGAAGGGCGCGUGAGAGAUGACCUCAAGUUCUUUGUAUUCGGUUUUGGUCGGCGAGUGUGUCCCGGACAACAUGUUGCAAAUAGCUCGGUGUUCAUAAAUGCGGCGUUCGUCCUUUGGGCCUUCCGGCUCACGUUGGAUCGCACGAAGCCGUUGGAUGAUGUGGCUUUCAUGAAUGGCAUUCUCCCGAAUGAGCAGCCAUGUACGAUUGAUUUUCAGACGAGAAUUCAGGAAGCUGAGCUCAGGCGUAUAAUGGGGAGGAACGUUGGGGACACUUGA
This is a messenger RNA of Suillus subalutaceus, 1521 nucleotides long. Its product is annotated as cytochrome P450. The transcript is spliced from 13 exons. Bases 1 to 1521 code for a protein of 506 amino acids. The record is from RefSeq and is a predicted model, not a curated record. NCBI's taxonomy places the organism in Eukaryota, Fungi, Basidiomycota, Agaricomycetes, Boletales, Suillaceae. Gene Ontology annotation, molecular function: iron ion binding; heme binding; oxidoreductase activity, acting on paired donors, with incorporation or reduction of molecular oxygen.